AUGGCGAUUCUCCCCAUCAAGCCGCUGGACGGCGCCGACGGCUACCUGCGGUGGAAGGAGUCGGUGCUCCUGCGCCUCCACAGCGUCGGCGUCGCCCACGUGCUCUCCGACGACGCGGUGUGCCGUGGCCACAUCCUCUACAAGCUCUCCGACCGCAUCUUCCCGGACUACGUGCGGCACGGCACCGGCAGGGCGGUGUGGCAGGCCGUGGACGCGUCGUUUGUCCUGUACCCGAGGCAGUACGAGAGGUUCCUCCACCGCUUCCGGUUCCAGGAGAAGGGAGGGCGCCGCCUCGUUCCUGGAGCAGCUCGCGCACGCGGAGGCUCUGGUCGCCACAAUGGACCCUCCGCCCUCCGACUAUGCAAUGGCUAG
Miscanthus lutarioriparius is the source of this 372-nucleotide messenger RNA. Lineage: Eukaryota; Viridiplantae; Streptophyta; Magnoliopsida; Poales; Poaceae. The record is from the annotation of a GenBank genome assembly.